CGUUCACAGAUCGAUUCGCAGGCGGGUGGUCGGCGUCUCACUAUCCACCACCGCGCCGCUCCGGUUUAAUUUCUCCUCGACCGGCCAGCGCAAUUCUGUGCCUCGAUCGAUCGGUCGUAAGGCAAGUGAGCAAGCUAUAUAUAUAUAUAUAUAUAUAUAUAUAUAGGAGAUUCUUCGAGCGAGCUAGUAGCGAGAUGGGUUCCGCCGUCCUCUUUUACUGCAUCUGCAUCGCCGCCGUCGUCGCAUUGUCGUCGUCCAUGGUCGCCGUCGGGUCCGCCGCCCCGGGGGAAACCCCCAAGUUCAUCUCGGCGAGCGCCCUUGAGUGCUCCGCUAACGUAACGGAAAUAGCAAAGGCGCGCAAGCUGAUCGAUGUCCAUGGCCACGGGCUGUGCCCGGUGCGGUUCGACCACACGCGCGGGAUCAGCGCGGUGGCCAGCAGCUGCAAGGACCGCCCGCUGCCGUCGCCGGAGCGCUGCUGCGGGGCGCUCAAGGCCUACGCGUGCCCCUACAGCGAGCUCAUCAACGACAACGCCAACAACGGCUGCGCCAGCGAGAUGUUCUACGUCAUCAUGACACGCGGCAGGCUGCGGCCGGGCCUCUUCUCGCAGCUGUGCGUCGAAGGCCCGCUGGGCCUCCAGUGCUGAUCAACACUGGCCUGCUGCCGCCCACCGCCCGGAAUCUAUCUAUCUAUCUAUCUCCUUGGAAACAUAUAUCAGACGAUGCCCCAGCGCGUGCCGCUGAUUUGAUGCAAGUAUGCGGUUUUCAUUUGUAAAUCGGAGUCGAUCCAUACUAAGCGAUACAGGAACACCCUGUAUCAAUUUUCACUUGUGAUGAAAUUGCACAUGUACUCAUUUGUUGUACACACAUACACACACAGAAAAAAAAACGUUAGAAUAUAAGAGGAUAUAUGUUUGUC
Molecule: messenger RNA, 916 nt
Organism: Zea mays
Lineage: Eukaryota; Viridiplantae; Streptophyta; Magnoliopsida; Poales; Poaceae
Exons: 3
Coding region: 195-644 (149 amino acids)
Source: RefSeq, marked provisional